AUGAGUAACCAAGGUCAAUAUCAGCCUAACAAUAUACAAUUAACUCAAGGCUGGAAUCAGCACAACAUGUAUAGAUCGCAGCCGCAGUCUCCAUAUCAGCCUAUCCCACAACAGCAACAACAGCAAACGAAUGCGUGGGCUACUCAACAGCGAUAUCAACAGCGUAAUGGGGUUGUAUAUAAUCCAGGAUCCAUAGCCUCGCCCACUACGGCUUUACCUAUGCAAAGUGUCAAUAAUUCUCCACAAACGACGCAAGGCCAAUGGCCGACAUCCCCAAGUGCCACGCAAGCAGGUUAUUCAGCUCCUGUAGUGCAACCAUCUUCUGCAUCUCCCAACCAGACCUCAACUAUAUCAUCCACCACCUCGUCUCCAAUUAUACCAACACAAGCACAACAAGUCCACGAUAUUUAUAUGCGAAACAAUAAGCGACUUGCUGCUUUGGCUCAAGAAAUGCAAUCAGAAGCGACAUAUGGUCCAGCAUGUGAUGAAUUUCGUGAAUGGCUUUCAGAUAGACGUGCUUAUCAUCCAUCCAAUGAAGCAGCUCUGAUGAGGUGUGCGGGGGUGGCUCACCAGAACAAGGCAAUGGGUUUGUGGUCUGCAUUGUGCAUCAUGGAACGCAUACACAAAUUCCGGCAGUAUCUAUCUGAAAGUUCCCAAGCUGCUGCUUCAAGAAUGUAUAAUGAUAUCCAUUUAGCUGCCACAGGUCGACCUCUUCCUAUGACUCCAGUAUCACCAAGCCCAUCAACAAAUGCUGCAUCAUCCCCCACGCAAAGCUCUCCACAAUCUCAAGCUCAUACUCAUUCUCACAUCCAACAACCACAGCAACCACAACCACAAUCUGUCGCAUCUUCUUCUGCGAUAAUUUCGCCUGAGUAUCAACAGCACAUUCAACAACAAUUAAUCAAACAAUCAUUGCUUCAAGCAGCUCUACUUCAACAACAACAACAACAACAACAGCAACAGCAACAGAUACCUACAAGGCAACAGCCACCACCACAGCAGCAACCGAUCAGCCAUGCUCCUAUUCAACCUCCACAACCUCCACCACCCAAUGCUACAAUGCUCCAACAGCAAUUAAAUCGGCAACCUUUACCUGCACAGUUAUAUCCAUCACCUUACCAAAAUGUCCCCCAACAGCAACAGCAACAACAGCAACAGCAACAACAACAACAACAACAAAAUACGCAACCUCCCCAGCAAAUCAUGAUGCCUGAAAUCUCGACAGCUCAACUUUUACAAGAAUGGGGAAUCAUCAAUCCAUACAAAUACAUUCGUCGCAUCAAUGACGCCGUAUCGCCUUUCAGGUUACAGCAUCAAAAAGUUUACACUGUUACGCCUUUCUUUGUGGGCGCCGAUGCGUUCAAAAGGUUAUGGAAAGGGACGGCACCACCAGAUCAUGUUAAGCAUCCAUUGUCGUUUGUGUUGACUUCUUGGCGAGAUGGGACUCCUCAAAGCAAGUGUGAAUGGCCUGACAAGAUUGGUGUUACCAUUAAUGGUAGGGCACCUGCUAUUACAAGGCGUCAAAAAGUGCGUACCCAAGAUGCGGUUCAUUAUCGAGGAAAAGAUCGACCUGUGGAGCUGGGGAAUUAUUUGGUGGAAGGGAGAAAUCUCUUGCAAAUCCAUCAACCAGAAUGUGCAUGCUCGCAUUGGUUUGCAAUCAUUAUUUUUGCACGUGAAACAGAAGCCAUGUUAAAGCAAACCAUCAUGAAAAAACGAUUGGAUGUGGAUGUGGGACGCAAUAUCAUCAACACGCUACUGGGAAAGAAUAGAGCGGCAAGCGAUGACGAUGACAUUCAAGUGAUGCAACGUGUGGUACGCAUAAAACUUUCAUGUCCAGUAUCUAUGAAGCGGAUUGAGGUACCUGUCAAGGGCGAGAAGUGCAAGCAUCCUGAUUGUUUUGAUAUGAUGUCAUACCUUUCCAUCACGUCAGAGAAUCCUCAAUGGAAAUGCCCUAUUUGCAACGAGUAUAUACCACCGACAACGAUCACGCGAGAUGGAUUCAUGGAGAAGCUCUUGAAUGAUUUGGGUGACAACGUGGAAUUGGUAGAGUUUGAGGAGGAUUGUGACCAUUACAAGGUGAUCAAGAAUGGAGAAGGAGACGAUGAGAAAGAUGCCGUUGAUGACUCGAAUGCUGCCAUUGUUUGUGAAAACGCCACCAGCCGUCCACCCGUGUCAGCAAAAACAGAGCCUGAUGCAGAGCCGCCCAAUGUUAUUAGCCUGAUUAGUGAUGACGAAGAUGAAGAGGAACAACGACAACAACAGCAACCACCUCAAGAAAAUGGCAGCAACAAAAGGACGACUACUACAGAAGACAUGCCACAAACUACCAGUGAUCCAAAGCGACCUCGACAAGACAACUCUGCAUCAACUAGCAAUGACACCAACUUUGUUCCUGAUGACGUUUUGGGAGAAAUAUUGGCUGCCACAAGCCAAACAACAACACCAGACAUGCCACAAACUACGAAUGAUCAAAACCGAUCUCGACAAGACGACAAUUCUACAUCAACCAUCAGGGACAGCAACUUUGUUUCCGACAAUGUUCUCGAAGAAAUAUUGGCUGCCACCUACGGAUCAUUUUGA
Messenger RNA from Lichtheimia ornata, 2580 nucleotides. RefSeq lists its product as uncharacterized. Lineage: Eukaryota; Fungi; Mucoromycota; Mucoromycetes; Mucorales; Lichtheimiaceae. Gene Ontology annotation, biological process: protein sumoylation. The transcript has 8 exons. Bases 1 to 2580 code for a protein of 859 amino acids. The record is from RefSeq and is a predicted model, not a curated record. Gene Ontology annotation, molecular function: SUMO ligase activity; zinc ion binding.